Messenger RNA from Prunus avium (sweet cherry), 1766 nucleotides. RefSeq names its product 8-amino-7-oxononanoate synthase. Gene Ontology annotation, molecular function: pyridoxal phosphate binding. Gene Ontology annotation, biological process: biotin biosynthetic process. The record is from RefSeq and is a predicted model, not a curated record. Lineage: Eukaryota; Viridiplantae; Streptophyta; Magnoliopsida; Rosales; Rosaceae.
UCCUUUUGCAAUUGGGGACAUACGUGCUUAACCGUGCUUCUUCCGAAUUUUUAACUCUGCUCAAGGCGUUACGCUCGAACAGUCCAACUACCCCCGCCGGCUUCUUCUCUCUCUGCUAUGCAAAUUGCAGAAGUUGAGCUGCAUUGAGAUGUUGAGGUCGUGGGAUCAUGGGGUCGAAGAGGCUCUUCAGAAACUUGAACACCUUCAACUCCUUCGUUCUCUCAGACCCAUUUACCUCCAAAAUGGACCAACCCAAGAAGCCCAAAACCCCGUCGACGAUGAAUUCCAUGUGUUCGAUGAAAUGCAGCCGUGGGACCGAUCCUCUGUGGAGGUCCACAUUCCUGAACCCACGUUCCAGAAAUGGCUCCACGACAUUCCCAGUUCUGGAGAUGAGGAAGGUACCCAUAAGUUCAGAAAGCUGCUACUAUUCUCUGGGAAUGACUAUUUGGGCCUGAGCUCACAUCCUACCAUUGGAAAAGCUGCUUCCAAGGCAGCCCUAGAACAUGGGAUGGGCCCCAGGGGCUCUGCUUUAAUCUGCGGAUAUACCGAUUACCAUAGGCGACUCGAGUCAUGCAUUGCAGACUUAAAGAAGAAAGAGGAUUGCCUUCUUUGUCCCACAGGAUUUGCAGCCAAUAUGGCGUUGAUGGUAGCUUUGGGAAAUGUUGGCUCUCUCUUGGCUGCUGGAAAAACUCCUUUAACUAAUGAAAAAAUUGCCAUAUUUUCUGAUGCACUGAACCAUGCGUCAAUAAUCGAUGGUAUUCGUCUUGCUGAACGACAAAAAUCUGUAGAGAUAUUCAUCUAUAGACAUUGCGACAUGACUCACCUUAAUGCAUUGUUAUCAAGUUGCACAAUGAGGAAGAAAGUCGUCGUGACUGAUAGCUUGUUUAGCAUGGACGGAGACUUUGCACCAAUGAUUGAGCUUGUGAAGCUACGCAAAGAGCAUGGCUUUCUGUUAGUUAUUGAUGAUGCUCAUGGAACAUUUGUUUGUGGCAAAAAUGGUGGCGGAGUGGCAGAGCAAUACAAUUGUGAAAGAGAUGUUGACAUAUGUGUUGGGACUUUGAGUAAGGCUGCAGGUUGCCAUGGCGGGUUCAUAGCAUGCAGCAAAAGGUGGAAGCAACUCAUACAAUCAAGGGGUCGGUCUUUUAUAUUUUCAACUGCUACCCCGAUACCAAUUGCUGCUGCUGCCCGUGCUGCUCUUAUUGUGGCAAGAAAGGAAACAUGGCGUAGAAGGGAAAUUUGGAAUCGGGUGCAAGACUUUCGUGCUCUCACUGGAAUCCCCAUAAAUAGUCCCAUAAUAUCUCUUAUCGUAGGGAGCGAAGAGAAGGCUCUGCAAGCAAGCCAGAGUUUGUUGAAAUCUGGUUUCCAUGUGACUGCAAUUAGACCCCCAACAGUGCCACCCAACUCAUGCAGGCUACGCGUGACAUUGAGCGCAACGCACACAAGAGAUGAUAUUGAGAGGUUCACAGCCGCACUCUCCCUUUGUGUCAAUUUCCAAGAAAUUGGCAUUCACGGCUCAAAUGGUGGAUAUGCAAGGCUUUAGGAUUUGAUUUGUUUUAGAUUCCAAUAGUUCAUAAGUGUACUGAGAAAACACAUAUACUGAAAUAAGAAUUGAACAUCACUUCAUUUAGGAUGUAUGUGGGCCGGUUGUGGCUUUAUAAAGCUCCUUUACACCUUUUUUUUUUUUCUUUCUUUUUCUUUUAUGUUGAAGUCCUAAACUUUUGUUGUUUCAUAAGGAAAAGAACAAAGUUGGCAAUCUUUCCUGAGCC